AUGGACCUCUACGCCGCCAGGCUCCGCGAGCUCCAGCCGCUCUGGAGCAGCGUCGAGAACUGGGCGGUUCGGCUAUUUUUCUUCAUGGGUGCGAUAACGCUGCUGCCGUGGGUGCUGCUGAUCGUCUUUGAUGCGGGGGUGUAUAUAUGGCGGUGCCUUCUGCUUGCGCUAGGUCUGGAGGCGGGGGAGAAGAUGGUGUGUAUGGAUGUGGAUGCGGAUGGGGGAGAGAUGGGGGAGAAGGAGGCGUGA
Molecule: messenger RNA, 249 nt
Organism: Morchella sextelata
Lineage: Eukaryota; Fungi; Ascomycota; Pezizomycetes; Pezizales; Morchellaceae
Exons: 2
Coding region: 1-249 (82 amino acids)
Source: RefSeq, a predicted model, not a curated record